AGACUAGAAGUAUGCUUGAAGAAUGAAUACCAACGAUUUUUGCCGGUGUUGUAAAAUUAAUUUAAGGGUACGGGGAGCACUUGUUCACACAGUCAACCUUUUUGAGAGAAACAAUAAAGGGCAAUGCAUAUCCGAACAAGUUCUCCGUUUAGGAGUACAACUCCACAAAAGAUCAGACAAAUCGUAUCGCAUUUGUCGGUCCUGUCAGAACGUAGUAACACGGUUGGAACGCGACAUGCCCGUGUUUAAAAAAUGGACAGACGACGAAGGAGACCAGGCUGAAGAAGCGUGUUCAUCUGAGGCCUCAGAAAAAAGAGACCGGGAGCCUACUCCCUCCAAGACGCCCAGGGCUCUGAAGAAGUUCUGCCCCAAUCCGUCAACUCCAAUCGGUACAAAAACGUGAAAAAGCAUUACAGAGGUAGUCAUCCAUUACCCAUCACAGACUCGUGCUAAGGUACUUCAUUCAGAAGAAGCCUCAAUAGUGAACACCAUUAAACAAAAAAACUGGAAAACGGCAACAAAGUUAAUAUUGAAGCAUAAACACCUACUUGAGGAAGUAAAGGAGCACAUCCUGGAGCUAAUAAGCAACGAAUGCAAAGAAAUCUGUAACCCCAAAAAUGGUUUCAUCCUGUGGAAGGCAUCUCCGGAUCAUCUGAAAGCCUUAUCAUUUUCAGGCAUAGAGGCAGACCUAAAAUGUAUUUCACCAUUCCUUUUCUCCAUUUUCACUGUCACCAACCACUCUCUAACUGCAACUUGUGCAGCAGCUUCCAUUGCUUUGAGAGGGAGAGAGGCACGCCUGUCAGCCUUUGCAUACUACCUAUGUAGUAUACUACAUUAUGGUGGGGCGAAAAAAGCAGUGUUUGAAAGGCUGAGCAAAAUGGCCUUAACAACUACUCACAAAUGUUAUGUAGAGAAGCAGAAAGAGUUGGCACUCCUAUGUGCGGGUUCUUUAAACAUGUUAAAGGUCCAGAAUGAGGUUUCCCUCAACUCUGAAGUGGAAGGGAACAUUGAUGGUGGUCAGAGAGUGGACACCAGCGAAGACCAAAGCACAAGUGAUCCGAAGGGGCCACUUAACACUGUUCGUGAGAGCAUGGAAGAGCUUCACUUGUCAGCAGAUGAAAUGGCUCAAAGCAUAAAUGACUCUGAAAUAGCUAUGCUGCCUUUCAGCAGCUUAAGUGACUCUGAAGCAGCAGAGCUGGGCUUGAGCUCCUCGGCUUUUCCAAUCGCACACCCCACUCCUCCACCAACAUAUUCCAUAAUAUUUGAUAAUUUUGACUUUUUCGUGCGUGCACAUCAUCAGUCCACCCUCCACAGCAACAAAUCCAUACACUGGAUUCAUCAUAUUGCAGUCCAAGAUAGAAUCUCAACAUAUCACCUUAGCAGUGACAAACCACACCAUGACAUUGUUCAGUACGACCUUUGCAACUCACUCCCCGGACUAGAAACCCAGGACUAUAUACGACGUGAGUUCAUUGUUCUUGGGAGCCGCAUCGUUACCCAGUACCUGGCUGUUUUUAAACCCUUCAAGAAAUUAGUGGUUCACCACAUGCCACAUCAAUAUACAGAGGACAUGACUAAGUGCUCCACCGAUUACACUCUGGGACUGCUCUUCAAAAACGAGAACAAAACAGCAGAUUUGGUAGACACACUUCGCCACCUUCAGAAAGAGUAUGUGCCAAAGGGACCGGACGGGUUGUCAAGUGUUUUAGUAGGAGGUGACCGGCUGACUGAGGGGAACUGCAGAAACAUACAGUGGGCCCUCUCAGAUGGUGCUACAAAGGAAGACCGACUGGAAGGUCUCAUCUUUAAGUUUGAGGAUUGGCAUGCCAUCAGAAACCUCUUUGAAAUCUAUCAUCGGAUUUUCUAUGAUGGUGCAUCCUCAAAAGACCAUGGCACACUUCUUGCUAACAUGACGAAGUUGAGGUACAACGUCUGCUAUCUGCAAUACCAUGAAUACAUGCUGUACAAUUAUUACAGUUAUUAAGCUUGUCUUUACAGUCUAAACAUUAUUGUUGUUAACUACAAUUAUUAAAAGUACUUUUUGUUUACCAUGCUUUUAACAGUAGUUUCACAGAUAUCCAGUUUGGAUAAUUCAUGAAUUGGGUUGUUAUGGGAUGGGGAACACAGUCCUGCUAUUAUGAACGCAGCCCUGCUGUUCUCCGGGGCAUUAUUUCUACUCAUGCACUGGUAUGGUAUGUUUUCAACUUAUUACAUGUUUUCUAUAACUGCAUGUGGGCAGUUGAGGCUAUGUCAAGAUAGUUGUUUAGUUGUUUACUUUCGGCAGUGCUAAAGAGAACACUGGACGCACAGUACUCUUACUGUCCCUGUGUGAAAGACAGUUUUUAACACGUGUGCAUGCGGGCGUGUGUGUGUAAAUGGACUGCAUUUAUAUAGCACUUUUCAACCUUAGCGGCACUCCAAGCGCUUUACAAUGUUUGCCUGUCAUUCACACAUUCAUAAUCACACUUAAACAUACCGACGGUAGCGUGCGUGUGUGAGUAAAGUAGUUGUAGCGUACAGGUUAAGGACAUGUUCGGCAUGCAAAAAAGUUGUGGGUUCAAUGCCCUUAUUCAUUACCCUUGUUAUAUAAUUGACCUAAUACAUUACUUUGGAUGAAGGUGUCUGCUAAAUUAAUUAAUGCAAAUAACUGUGAGCGAUGGACAGACUAACACUGAGAAUACUAUGUCAGACAUUCUCUAAACUACAUAUUUCUGUUAUAUAGGUGCAGCAAUGCCAAACAAGGUCCCCAUGCAGCUUACAAUGCCUAUAAGGAAUUUUUGCGCAAGGACACAACUGCACUCUUCCUAGCUGCUGCAAUGGAGCACUUUGGGUUGCAGGAUGUCACAGAAAUUCCAGAUGGGUUUGUCCCAGUAGAUGUCAAGGACGGAUUGCCACAAGUGAGGAGGAGCUGGCUACAUGAGAAGGUUGGACUGGUUGUGGACACCUUUGUCAUGAUGACAGGCGUCACAGACGCAGAAAGUCAAAGGCAGGCUUCGACACAGCAAAAGCAGCAAUAUCCGUGUUGUGCAGACGGGUGUGGUAUUGUGUAUACAUACGUCAAGGCAAGGGAAACACAUGAGAAAAAGAAACACAAUCUUGUGGCUCCCUUAGACUCUUCUCUCGAACAUCCGAGUACAGCAAACCAAGAUCACAAAAAAGAACACACAGAAGCUAGACUUGGCUUUGGCUUCUUCUUGCUAAACAUUCAGGACGCAGUAAGAGAAGGGGAUGGUGACAGGCUAAUGCGACUUUAUAAAGUUGCCCUGCUUUUCUAUAAAGCGUAUGGACACAGCCAAUAUGCCUACAGCACCUUCCUACUAACACUGCAGGUUAACGUCACACUGUCCCCACGCAUGGCACACAGUGUGAUAUGGAACCGGUUUUGGAAUGGUUGGGGGUGCAAAGGGGUAAAUAUUCCUCUUGACCUCCAUCUAGAACACCUGAACAAUUUUUUUAAGUCUUUAAUGAGAGGCUUGGGACCAAACCUGUCAGAAAUGUCAGCAGCCAGAAUAAGCAAGUCCAUUGGAAUCCUCAAGGAAAUGAUGGAGAAAACAGACACAGAGCUGAAGCGGACACGGCCGACUGGCAUUCACCAUGUAGCCCAAGAACAGGAGGACAUUUUAACCCUGAUCAACGUUUUCCGGGAGACUCAACUUUUUAAAACUCAACCAGGCAGGCAGUUUCACGCGUUCCCAAAGUUCCAGAAAAACCUCUUGGUAAAGCUGAAUUACCGUGAAUUAUGGCAGUGGAUGAAGUCCAAAGUUAUGGACUGGAGAAAUGUCCCUCUUUAAAUAAUUAUGUCAAUGUGAAAUGGUGAUGUUGAUGGCAUUACAUUUGUAAAUAAUGCUUUCAUAAGUGACAUUCUAAAUCUUUUUUUUUCUUCUUUUGUGUCGACAUUCUUGAAUGUCAACAUUUUUUUGUGUCUUUUCUUAUUGGUAAAAUGUUCAAAGUAUGUUAAAAAAUUACCUAUUAUGUGGAG
Messenger RNA from Hypomesus transpacificus, 3979 nucleotides. RefSeq lists its product as uncharacterized. The record is from RefSeq and is a predicted model, not a curated record. NCBI's taxonomy places the organism in Eukaryota, Metazoa, Chordata, Actinopteri, Osmeriformes, Osmeridae. The transcript is spliced from 7 exons. Bases 878 to 1984 code for a protein of 368 amino acids.